AUGAGAGCAUUUACAAUUUCCGUGUUUGGAUUUCUUGUCAUUGCAGCCAUCAGCAGUUGCUUCUGUGAUGGGAAUUCCAGCGUCCUUUGCAUGGAAAGUGAGAGACAAGCACUUUUAAAGUUCAGGCAAGAUCUGAUUGAUUAUUCAAACAGGCUAUCUUCUUGGGUUGAAGGUGAGGAUUGCUGUAAAUGGAAUGGUGUUUUCUGUGACGACUUAACGGGCCAUGUCAAGGAGUUGCACUUGGGGCUUCCUGAUGAAAAUUUUGAUUUUUUUUCUGAUGAAUUUGUUGCUUACAUUUGGUCCAAGCUGGGAGGCAAAAUUAAUCCUUCUUUGCUCGAGUUGAAGCAUCUAAGUUUCCUAGAUUUGAGCAAUAACAACUUUGGCGGUAUUCAAAUUCCUGAAUUCAUUGGCUCACUAGGAAGUUUAACAUAUCUUAACCUCUCUAGAUCAGGAUUCCAGGGGGCAAUUCCUCAUAAGAUUGGAAAUCUCUCAAAGCUGCAAUAUCUUGAUCUUGGAUAUAGCAAUAAUCAACAGCCGCUUGAAACUGAAAAUCUCCAAUGGGUUUCUGGCCUUUCUUCUUUGAAGUAUCUUGACUUGAGUACUGUGUAUCUUGCUACAGCUACUGAUUGGCUACAGGUAACAAGCAGUCUUCCUUCUUUAGUGGAGUUACACUUGUUUCUUUGCCAUCUGAAUACUGCGUCAUUCCCAAGCAGUCCUAAUUUCACAUCUCUCGUUGUUCUUGAUCUUUCCGGAAAUGAGUUCUCUUCAGUACCUACGUGGAUAUAUGGUCUUCAUAGCCUUGUGUCCAUUGAUUUUACGGGCAAUUUUUUUAGAGGACCGAUACCAGAUGGUUUUCAAAACUUGUCUUCCCUUAAAGUUCUUGAUCUUAGUUAUAACUCAAUCAAUUCGUUGACAUCUAGUUCUUUGUCUAGAUUAAACAAUCUUCAAGUCCUUGCUCUUCGUCAUAACUACAUACCAGGUCAAAUUCCGAGUACCAUUGGAAACUUGACCUCGCUUAUUCACAUUGAUCUUGCAAUAAAUCAGAUCCAAGGAAUAGCACCAACCUUGUUGGAAAAUCUUUGUAAUUUGAGGGAGAUGGAUUUGUCAGAUAACGAAAUUGAUCAGGAGGUUUCAGAAAUCUUACAGGGUUUAUCUAGAUGCAGUUUGGACAAAUUAGUGUCAUUGAAUAUGGAAAAUAACAGCCUUUCUGGCCAUUUGAUUGAUCAACUUGGGCAAUUUAAAAAUCUAGUAUCCCUUUUGCUUUGGAAAAACUCCAUUUCUGGUCCCAUUCCAUUCUCGAUAGGAGAGUUAUCAUCUUUAAAGUCUCUUGAUGUUUCGAGCAAUCGAUUAAAUGGAACUCUUCCUCAAAGUAUUGGACAACUUAUGAGUUUAGAAAUUUUACGUUUGGAGGAUAAUCUGUUUGAAGGAGUUGUCUCAGAAAUGCAUUUUUCUAAUCUCACUAGAUUGAAAAUUUUGCAGGCAUCAAAAAACAUGUUGACUUUUAAGCCGAACCCAAAUUGGAUUCCUCCAUUUGAUUGUGAAAUUAUUGAACUGGGUUAUUGGAAUCUCGGCGCACAAUUUCCCCCAUGGCUUCAAUUCCAAAAGAAUUUGGUGGCUAUAGAUACAUCUCAUGCAGGAAUUUCAAAUGUUAUUCCCAGCUGGUUUUGGAACCUGUCCACCCAAUUUUUAGAGGUAGAUCUUUCCCAUAACCGGCUUGUAGGGGAGAUUUCAUAUUUGUUCAAAAGUAAUGUGGUUGACUUGAGUUUCAACCAAUUCCAUGGUCCAUUGCCACAAGUAUUCCCAAAUACAAAAUAUUUGUCAUUGAGUGAGAAUUCAUUUUCUGGAUCUCUUUCUCAUUUUCUCUGUAAUUUUUCAAUUGAAUCUUCGUUCAUUCUCGAAAUUAAAAAUAAUCUUCUGUCAGGAGAAAUUCCGGAUUGCUGGAAAUAUCUGACUAGUAUUUGGGUUUUAAAUUUGGGAAACAAUAAUUUGACUGGGAAAAUUCCAAGAUCAUUGGGUUCUUUGAAUCUUUAUGCCCUAAACCUUCGUAACAAUAAUCUGUCUGGAGAGGUACCAGCAACAUUGCAAAAUUGUACUUCUUUGUCUCUUCUUGAUCUCGGGGAAAAUCAUUUAAGUGGAAGCAUACCGGUAUGGCUUGGAAACAAACUCUCGCGUCUUGUGGUUCUAGGCCUCCGUUCAAAUAACUUUCAUGGUCAUAUUCCUGACCAAAUAUGUGCUCUUAGUUCUCUUCAGAUUCUAGAUCUUGGUCACAACAACAUCUCAGGAGGUAUUCCAAAAUGUUUUAGUAAUUCAAGUGCCAUGGUCACAAAAAAUCCAAGCAGCUCAUUUUUGAUACAAUACCAGUUUUAUGAUAGAGAAUUUAUGGAGAGUGCAUUGUUGGUGAGGAAAGGCAGAGAGUUUGAAUAUAGCACGACACUGAAAUUUGUUACAAGCAUAGACCUCUCAAGUAACGUUCUCACCGGAGAGAUCCCAAGGGAACUUGGAAGUCUCAAGGGACUGCAAUCAUUAAAUUUGUCAAGGAAUCUAUUGACUGGAAAAAUACCAGCGAACAUUGGCAACAUGGGAUUAUUGGAAUCUCUAGAUUUUUCCAUGAACAGACUCCUUGGUGAAAUCCCUCCAAGCUUUGCCAAUUUGAAUUUCUUGAGUUACUUGAACUUGUCCUAUAACAACUUGAUAGGACAAAUCCCAUUGAGCACCCAACUCCAAAGCUUUGACGAGUUUUCAUUUAUUGGCAAUCAUCUUUGCGGACCUCCUAUCACUAAAAACUGCACCAAAAAAGGUGUUACAAGUGGAGGCAGUGAAGGACACGUCGGACCCAAGGUGAAUGGCCUUUACAUCAGCAUAGUGCUUGGAUUUGUGAUGGGGUUUUGGAGUGUAGUCGCUCCCUUGUUUUUCAUGAGGUCAUGGAGGUUUUCUUACUACAACAAACUGGAGCACAUUGGUUGGAAGAUUUACGAGUUCUGGCAACGUCCGAGACGGAAGGAUUGUGUUGAUUCUAGACGUUUAAGUGUGUUACACAAUAAAGAUUGGGUUUUGGGUUUGGCAAUGAACUUUUGA
This is a messenger RNA of Durio zibethinus, 3075 nucleotides long. NCBI's taxonomy places the organism in Eukaryota, Viridiplantae, Streptophyta, Magnoliopsida, Malvales, Malvaceae. The record is from RefSeq and is a predicted model, not a curated record.